Messenger RNA from Saprolegnia diclina VS20, 507 nucleotides. RefSeq lists its product as hypothetical. The record is from RefSeq and is a predicted model, not a curated record. Lineage: Eukaryota; Oomycota; Saprolegniomycetes; Saprolegniales; Saprolegniaceae. The transcript has a single exon. The coding region runs from base 1 to 507 and encodes 168 amino acids.
AUGGAUCAGCUGCUGCACUACAAGGAGAAGAUCACCAAGCGCCUUGACCGCUACGAGAAGCUCAACGAGCUCGAGGCUCAGAUCGGCGUCGAGAAGUUCUACAUCUUCCUUGUGGGCGCCCUCGUUGCCGGUGUUCUCCUCUUCGUCAUCGGCGGCGCCAGCCUCAUCUCGAACCUCGUCGGCUUCAUCUACCCCGCGUACAUGUCGUUCAAGGCGCUCAACACGGACAACUCGAACGAUGACACGCAGUGGCUCACCUACUGGGUCGUGUACUCGGCCUUUAACCUCACGGAGCAGUUUACGGACAUCUUCCUCUCGUGGAUUCCGUUCUACUUCUUCCUCAAGAUCGCCUUCCUUGUCUACUGCUACCACCCGUCGACGCUCGGCGCCAACACGAUCUACCAGUCGCUCAUCAAGCCCAACUUGAUGCCCCAGGUCGAGAAGAUCGACGCCGCCUUGAAGAAGGCCACGGACGCCGCCAAGGAAGCCUCGGGCAAGAUCCAGUAA